Molecule: messenger RNA, 1257 nt
Organism: Thlaspi arvense
Lineage: Eukaryota; Viridiplantae; Streptophyta; Magnoliopsida; Brassicales; Brassicaceae
Source: the annotation of a GenBank genome assembly
GAAGUGAAGUACUACGGUCAGGGGAAAUGUUGCAAGUUGUUAGAUCUUGGGAUUUGUCACAUUGGGUCUGAACUGAAGAUGGCUCAAGAAGGUCGAAACAUCGAUGAGCCGGUUCUUGUUGGAGAGGAGAAAGGUUCUGUGAAAUCGUUUACUCUAAACCGCCCUCGUCAGCUAAAUGUCAUCUCUUCGGAAGUGGUCCUCAAGCUUGCAGAAUAUCUCGAAAUGUGGGAGAAGGACGACGAAACAAAGCUUAUAUUGAUCAAGGGUGCAGGGAGAGCUUUCUCCGCCGGUGGUGAUCUAAAGAUGUUUUAUGACGGCCGGGAAUCAAAGGAUUCUUGUCUUGAGGUUGUUUACAGGAUGUACUGGCUUUGCUAUCAUAUCCACACAUACAAGAAGACUCAGGUUUCUCUUGUUAAUGGCAUAUCGAUGGGUGGAGGUGCAUCAUUGAUGGUCCCAAUGAAGUUCUCGGUUGUGACAGAGAAAACGGUUUUUGCAACUCCAGAAGCAAGUAUCGGGUUUCACACCGAUUGUGGGUUCUCCUACAUCCAUUCACGUCUUCCUGGUCAUUUGGGAGAAUUCUUGGCUUUAACUGGGGCAAGAUUGAACGGAAAAGAACUUGUAGCAAUUGGAAUGGCAACACAUUUUGUACCUUCUGCUAAAUUGGCGGAUCUGGAGGCAAGGCUUGUGAGUUUAGACUCUGGUGACAUGGAUGUAGUCCGAUCCACAAUUGAAGAGUUCUCCGAGAAAGUCAACCUCGACCAAGACAGUAUUCUGAACAAGCAGUCAAUAAUCAAUGAGUGCUUCUCAAAAGAAAAUGUGAAGCAGAUCAUACAAGCAUUUGAAGCUGAAGGGAGCAAAGAGGGAAAUGAGUGGGUAACUCCAGUUAUCAAAGGUCUAAAGCGAUCGUCACCCACAGGGUUGAAGAUCACUCUGCAAUCGAUUCGUGAAGGUAGAAAGCAAACACUGAGUGAUUGUCUCAAGAAGGAGUUUCGAAUCACCGUGAAUAUCUUGAGGAGCACCAUAUCCCCUGACGUGUAUGAGGGUAUAAGAGCUCUGACCAUAGACAAAGACAAUUCUCCAAAGUGGAAUCCAGCGACAUUAGAUGAGGUAGAUGACGAGAAAAUUAACUUGGUGUUUGAGCCCUUAGAGGAUGAUAUUGAGCUUCAUAUCCUUGAAACAGAAGAAAACAGGUGGGGAGGCAAAUACGAGACUUCAGGUUGUGCAUCAGUCCUAGAAUAUGCUUUUGUUGGUGUCUAA